This is a messenger RNA of Seriola aureovittata, 1870 nucleotides long. RefSeq names its product protein arginine methyltransferase 2 (gene prmt2). The transcript has 9 exons. Gene Ontology annotation, cellular component: nucleus. Bases 123 to 1424 code for a protein of 433 amino acids. Gene Ontology annotation, biological process: peptidyl-arginine methylation. The record is from RefSeq and is a predicted model, not a curated record. Lineage: Eukaryota; Metazoa; Chordata; Actinopteri; Carangiformes; Carangidae. Gene Ontology annotation, molecular function: protein binding; protein-arginine N-methyltransferase activity.
UGUGUAUCCACGCCAGCUGAAGUGUGAUGUUUUCACCGCUCAUUUCAUACUUUAACCUACAGUGUUUUAUCUCGUGAAAAGGUUUGAAUUGUUUCUUAAAGGAAAACAAACCACCACCAGACAUGCAGACAGAGAAAGAGGAUGAGGACGAUGCAUCGCCUGAAGAGUGCUUUGCUCGGUCCGAUUUCACUGGAGGUGGCAGCGACCAGCUUAGUUUCAGCAGCGGGGACAAACUGCUUGUGCACGCCAAGCCUUCAUCAGACUGGUGGUGGGCAGAGCUGCGGGGGGUCGGAGGUUAUGUCCCUGCCAGCUACUUGCGCACGGGUGCUGCUGGGGAGGAGGAGGAGGUGGAGGUGGAGGUGGAAGACGACGAAACCUCCCUGGAGGAUCCAUGGCAGGAUGAAGAAUACUUUGGCAGUUAUGGGACACUGAGGCUUCACUUGGAGAUGUUGUCAGACAAGAGUCGCACUGAGGCGUACCGGCAGGUCAUUCGCAGCAACAGUGCUUCCCUGAGGAAUAAGGUGGUGAUGGACCUCGGCUGUGGGACUGGCAUCAUCAGUCUGUUCUGCGCUCAGCUGGCACAACCCUCAGUGGUGUAUGCCGUGGAGGCGAGCUCCAUGGCGGAUUACACCAGACAGCUGGUGAAGCAGAACGAAUAUGAGGAGGUGGUUACGGUGCUCCAGGGGAGAGCUGAGGAGAUCGAGCUACCUGAGCAAGUGGACGUCCUGGUGUCUGAGUGGAUGGGUAACUGCCUGCUGUUUGAGUUCAUGGUGGAGUCAGUCCUACUGGCCCGGGACCGCUGGCUGAGGGAAGGUGGUGUAAUGUGGCCCUCUUCUGCAGCCCUCGCCCUGGUGCCAUGUCAGGCUGACACCUAUUACGCAGAGAAAAUGGCCUUCUGGGAGAGACCCUAUGGCCUGGACUUCACCCCUCUUCAGCCUUUGGCACAGCAGGAGUUCUUCACCAAACCCAAGUUCAGCCACCUCAUUGAGCCCAGUGACUGCCUCAGCGCUCCCUGUGAUGUCAUCUACCUGGACAUGUACACUCUGCAAGUCAAAGACCUGGAGGAAAUAAAGGGUCAAUUUCAUUUCUGUGUGGAGAAGUCUGGUGUUUUCCACGGAUUCACUGCCUGGUUCACUGUUCAUUUCGAGAGCCUGGAGACAGGAGGUGCAACAGUGGAGCUGAACACCGGACCUAACUCUGAGCCGACACACUGGAAGCAAACUCUGUUCAUGCUCGACAGGCCGGUCAGCGUGUAUGCAGGAGACUCGAUCAGUGGAACCAUUGUCCUGCGCAGGAACCCUGUCUGGAGACGCCACAUGACCGUUACGCUGCACUGGAACAUUAACAGCACCACAGAGGAAUCAGACAACUGCCAGGCAAACAUCAAAUCUGUCGGGACAAAGAGUUUCCCCAUGUGGAGGUGACAGACCCUCACUGUGUCCAUCAGCGGUGGAGAUCCACAGAAAACCACUCUAAUGCAACCUCUGUCAAGUUUAGCAUCAGUGAGGGAUCAGCUGUGAGCUGCUGCUGACCUGUAAUGGAGUGUGUCAUUCAUAUUACAAUGAACGUGACGAUCCCUCAUCUGGGAGGAUAUGUACUCGUACUGUGGUACGCCGGUUAACUGCAGGCCCAGGUGAUUCAACAAACCAUGAUUAAUGUAGUACGAGCAGGUUAGCAGGAAAGAAUUGACAUGCUUAAUAUGAACUGUGGAGCACUACUUUAACUUCAACUUAAACACUUAUUGGGCUCAGUGGGGAAAAUAGGUUUUAUAGACGACAGUGUUGUGACGACAAUGUUUAACAACUGAAACAAAACAUGUUUAAACAGAUAUUUGUGCUCUCAGGUGCAACAAAAGAAAUGUUUAAGUCCA